This is a messenger RNA of Rhodotorula graminis WP1, 2037 nucleotides long. RefSeq lists its product as uncharacterized. Lineage: Eukaryota; Fungi; Basidiomycota; Microbotryomycetes; Sporidiobolales; Sporidiobolaceae. Gene Ontology annotation, molecular function: protein binding. The transcript is spliced from 11 exons. The record is from RefSeq and is a predicted model, not a curated record. The coding region runs from base 1 to 2037 and encodes 678 amino acids.
AUGCCGCCCCGCCGCUCGACACGGAGCAAGGGCACCAACAAAGCCCCCGACGCUGCUCCCACGCCCUCGCCGAGCCACGCUGUCGACAUCGACGACUCGCACAAGAGCGAGUCGGCGGCCACCUCGCCUGCGCCUGUCGGCACCCGCAAGGCCAAAGCCGCCCGCAAGACCAAGCACGAGGCUCACAACAGCUCUGGCGAGGAGAGCCCGCCCAGGAAGCGCAAGACGCAGCCCGGUGCGCCUCGUGCGCCCAAGCCCAAGCCCGUCUUCAGCAUCGACCUCCUGCUCAAGCUCCCGUUUGACCUCGUCGCCGAGAUCUGCUCGCACCUCAACGGCGGCGAGCUCCUCCAGCUCUCGCGUACCUGCAAGACGCUCUACAAGUUCCUCCUCGGCCCGCAGUCGUCGUCCAUCUGGGCGGCGUCCCGCCUGCGCCGCAAGCUGCCGCUGCCCGACAACACGACCGAGCAGCAGCUCGCCAGUCUGCUCCAUGACGACGAGUGCUUCGAGUGCGGCGACGUGACGACGUACCCGGCCGACCUCUUCCUCCGUUGCCUCGUGUGCAACUCGUGCAAGAAGAACCUCGUCGUCAUCAAGGGCAGCAAGAUCCGCAACGGCCUCAAGGGCCUGCACCCGCAGGCUCGCAACUGCGUGCGCUUCGACCCCGGGCACGAGUGGGCCGCCAAGCCGCAGCCCACCUACCUCGUGCGCGACCUGUGGGCGGUGAGCACCGUCCUCUACGACCUCGCCGAGCAGGACGCCCUCGCCAAGCAGGCCAUCAAGGCGUCGUCGAGGUCCAAGCGCGCCAAGGGCAACCUCGGCACGGCGGCCGACUCGGACAAGCUCGACAAGUUCCUCGAGGAGAAGAAGGAGUGGGUCAAGAAGGAGCAGGAGAUGUCCAUCAAGCUCCGCGACGCCAUCCAGGCCGAGAAGGUGGCCUUCCAGUAUGGCCGCAUAGACGAGAUGAUGCGUGUCGCCGAGGAGCGCGCGGCCAAGAUCGACAGCAUCAACCGCGAGCUCGAGAUGAACCACGGCUGGACGAGGGCGCAGCUCGACUGGCAUCACCGCGCCUCUGCGAGGGCCCCGCGCCGCGAGCCGGCGGACGACCCCCCAGCCUGGGCCAACUUCCGCGACGUCGUUCAGCUCGAGAUCGAUCGCCAUGCCGCCAUCGUCGCCACGGCCGCAGCUCGCCGAGCUCGCCUCGACUCGGUCAAGCCGUACUACGAGUCGUUCAAGGCCGCCCAGCUCGGCGUCCUGCAGGACGCCGUUCCCGAGCUGCGCUACUUCAUCGAGUGGGCCUCGAUCAAGCCGCUGUGGGAGCCCGACACCGCCGCGCCGCUCUCGGACCGCAUCUGGGCUCGCGCGCUGCCCGUCAUCCGCCAGAACUUUGCCGACUACCAGGAGACGCUGCGCGUGGCAGCGAUCCGCGCCAUCCUCAAGGCGACGACGGGCAAGGCGCCGACGUCGACCGACCCGGCCGACUACCCCGAGUCGACCUACGACGAGGAAUGGUUCCAGCGCCCGACGGCCCACUUCUUCGGCGAGAUGGUCACGAGCCCGCCGGGCUACAUCACGCGCGGCCCGUACCCGUACCCCGACACCCUGCACGCGCACAAGUGCGUCGGCUCGCGCAUCGACUGGUUCGCCCAGCACAUCGACGCGCACCAGGUGCGCCUCGUGCGCCUCGUCCUCGAGGGCCUCGGCGAGACCGAGGACUCGGUCACGGUCGACAUCCUGUGCGAGCUCGGCGCCGUGUGGCGCUGGAAGAACAUGCCGUACAAGGUCAAGAAGGAGAAGGAGAGGCGGUACCGCUUCACGGAGCUCAUCUACGCCCUCCAGCGUCGUGGCCCCAAGCCGGCGCAGCUCGCUCGCGGCGAGAACGUCCCCGAGAUCGGCCUGUGGGACGACGCCUUCGCGGAGUGGGGCAUGGACAUGGCCAUGGAGGAGGCGUGGGCCAUGGGCUUGGGCUUGGGCAUGGACGAGGAGGAGGAGGAGGAGUGCUGGAACGAGGCGGCGCUCGAGGACCCGGGGUGCGGCUGA